Molecule: messenger RNA, 981 nt
Organism: Budorcas taxicolor (takin)
Lineage: Eukaryota; Metazoa; Chordata; Mammalia; Artiodactyla; Bovidae
Gene: VWC2
Product: von Willebrand factor C domain containing 2
Exons: 3
Coding region: 1-981 (326 amino acids)
Biological process (GO): negative regulation of BMP signaling pathway
Cellular component (GO): AMPA glutamate receptor complex
Molecular function (GO): protein binding
Source: RefSeq, a predicted model, not a curated record
AUGCCCAGCUCCACUGCGAUGGCAGUUGGCGCGCUGUCCAGUUCCCUCCUGCUCACCUGCUGCCUGAUGGUGGCCCUGUGCAGCCCGAGGAUCCCGCUGGAGAAGCUGGCCCAGGCGCCGGAGCGGCCGGGCCAGGAGAAGCGCGAGCACGCGUCUCGGGACGGCCCGGGGCGGAUGAGCGAGCUCGGGCGCCCGGCGAGGGACGAGGGCGGCGGCGGCGGCCGGGACUGGAAGGGCAAGAGCGGCCGCGGGCUGGCCGGCCGGGAGGCGUGGAGCAGGCAGAAGCAGGCCUGGGCCGCCCAGGGCGGGGGCGCCGGGGCCGGGGACCUGCAGGGGCGGCCCCGCGGGGACACCCCGCUCGAAGAGCCCCCGGCCGCCGCCGCCCAGGACGUGGCGGGUCCGGAGUCGGAGCCCACGCCCGAGCCGCCGGAGGAGUACGCGUACCCGGAUUACCGGGGCAAGGGCUGCGUGGACGAGAGCGGCUUCGUGUACGCGAUCGGGGAGAAGUUUGCUCCGGGGCCCUCGGCCUGCCCGUGCCUGUGCACCGAGGAGGGGCCGCUGUGUGCACAGCCCGAGUGCCCGCGGCUGCACCCGCGCUGCAUCCACGUUGACACCAGCCAGUGCUGCCCGCAGUGCAAGGAGAAGAAGAACUACUGCGAGUUCCGGGGCAAGACCUACCAGACCCUGGAGGAGUUCGUGGUGUCCCCGUGCGAGCGGUGCCGCUGCGAGGCCAGUGGGGAAGUGCUGUGCGCGGUGUCCGCGUGUCCACAGACCGAGUGCGUGGACCCCGUGUACGAGCCGGACCAGUGCUGCCCCAUCUGCAAAAACGGCCCAAACUGCUUUGCGGAGACUGCUGUCAUCCCUGCCGGGAGAGAGGUGAAGACAGACGAGUGCACCAUCUGUCACUGCACCUAUGAGGAAGGGACCUGGCGGAUCGAGCGCCAGGCCAUGUGCACCAGGCACGAGUGCAGGCAGAUGUAG